Mobula hypostoma (lesser devil ray) is the source of this 4899-nucleotide messenger RNA. RefSeq names its product SRSF protein kinase 2-like. NCBI's taxonomy places the organism in Eukaryota, Metazoa, Chordata, Chondrichthyes, Myliobatiformes, Myliobatidae. The coding region runs from base 880 to 3204 and encodes 774 amino acids. The transcript is spliced from 19 exons. Gene Ontology annotation, biological process: peptidyl-serine phosphorylation; spliceosomal complex assembly; intracellular signal transduction. The record is from RefSeq and is a predicted model, not a curated record. Gene Ontology annotation, cellular component: nucleus; cytoplasm. Gene Ontology annotation, molecular function: ATP binding; protein serine/threonine kinase activity.
CUGCGUUCACCAGCAACUUUUAUGUGUGUUGCUUGAAUUUCCAGCAUCUGCAGAAUUCCUGUUGUUUAUAUUGAAUGUUGGUGGCUUUGGGGAGUAAUCUCUGGAGUCCCCCUAGAUAUAUCCAUUGAACAAGUUGAAAAUAAUUUAGCCGAGUGAAAAGUUGUGGAUUCUAAAUGUUUAAAAGUGUUUUGCGGUGGAGUAAGAACAGAUAGCUUAUCGCUGUUGAUUAAAUUUGAUGGGAAAAGGUUUGGCGGAUAGGAUGCAGUUAGGUUAUAUGGUUCCAGUUUUUGUGCUGCCCCCUCUGAGAUGCCUUCAAUACCAGAAGUUUGGCUUAUGUAGCAACUGUGUAAGGGUAAAAAAAAACCAGUGUGGUAGGUCUGGUGGAAAAUAUGAUUUUGGCAAUUGUGGAGAAGGUGUUAGGUUAAUAUGUAACACUUACAGAGGAGAACAUAAUUCUGCUUAUGCAGGGUGUACAAUAAACUUGUGAAAGUGCAGUAUGUUCAAAUGGAAAUGAGCAUAUCUUAUGCAGAGGCUCUGCAGAAAGUGUCAAAGGGACCUGUUAAUAUAAGGAAAACAGAUUAAAGAUGAUGUGUAAAGUGCAUGAUUGUAUAACAAAGGAUUAUUUGUUGAUAAAUUAAAAUUUGUCACUUGGCAGAUGUGGUAAAUUGUACAGCACAACUAAAAGUAGGACAGAAAAAGAAUAAAAUUAUAUAAAAAGCUGUAGAAAAACAUCUAGAGAUGAAAGACUUAAAUCUAGACCAGAAUCAGGUUUAUUAUCACUGGCAUUUGUUGUGAAAUUUGUUAACUUUGCAGCAACUGUUCAAUAUGAUACAUGAAGAAAAAAAGUAAAUCAAUUACAGAAAUGCAUUCAAACAAUAUAUGCUGCACCGUUUCUUGACAAGUGCACUCCCUAUAAAAGCUGUAUCAUACUUGCUAAUUUUGAUCAAGCAACUAUUCAACCCGCUAUGUCCAAUAUGUAAAUCCUCCUGGCCAUUCAAGCUCGGAAGAGGAGGCCGAAAGGAAAGAAAGAGAAGGCUCAUAAAAAAAACCAAGCAGAAGAUUGAGCUGCUGAUGUCAGUUAACUCUGGGAAGUCGUCCUCUUCAGAAAGGCCAGAGGCUUAUCACAAAGCUGCGGCAGCUGCUCCUCCUCCACCGCCACCUUUACCUGAGCCGUGUCCUCCUGAGCAAGACGAGGAAAUCCUGGGAUCUGAUGAUGAAGAACAGGAAGACCCUGCCGAUUAUUGUAAAGGUGGCUACCAUGCUGUGAAAAUUGGUGAUCUAUUCAAUGCACGAUACCAUGUAAUUAGAAAGCUGGGAUGGGGACAUUUCUCAACAGUAUGGCUGUGCUGGGACAUUCAUGGAAAACGAUUUGUUGCCAUGAAAGUGGUAAAGAGUGCCCAGCACUACACAGAAACAGCUCUGGAUGAAAUUAAGCUACUCAAGUGUGUACGAGAAAGUGAUCCCAAUGAUCCAAAUAAGGACAUGGUGGUACAAUUAAUUGAUGAUUUCAAACUUUCGGGCAUGAAUGGAAUACAUGUCUGUAUGGUAUUUGAAGUGCUGGGUCAUCAUCUUUUGAAAUGGAUCAUCAAAUCCAAUUACCAGGGGCUUCCUAUUCUUUGUGUGAAAAGUAUUAUUCGACAGGUCUUGCAGGGUUUGGAUUAUCUACACAGCAAAUGCAAGAUUAUCCAUACAGAUAUAAAACCAGAAAAUAUCUUAAUGUGUGUAGAUGAAUCUUAUAUUCGACGGAUGGCUGUGGAAGCAACAGAGUGGCAAAAAGCAGGUGCUCCACCACCUUCUGGCUCAGCAGUGAGUACUGCCCCACAGCAGAAACCGGGAGGAAAGAUGUCCAAAAACAAAAAGAAAAAGUUGAAAAAAAAGCAAAAGAGGCAGGCAGAACUUCUAGAGAAACGUAUGCAAGAAAUAGAAGAGCUGGAGAGAGAAGCAGAAAGGAAGAAGAUGGAAGAGAUUUUAACAACUGUUACAACAAAUGAUCAAGAAGGAGAGAAGGUAGUUGAGCUAAAGGAAACAGUGAUAGAUCCCGCGGUAGAUGUGGAGCGACAUAAUCAGUGCAAUGAAGUUGAUGAUCAGGAAGAAAAAGAAGAUACAGAGAAAGAAAAUGUGGGAAAAGAUGAAGUAGAAAAUACAGUUACCAGGACAGAUACAAAAUGUGAUGAAACACUGAAAACAAAUGGGCACAUUGAAAAUGGCCCAUUUUUACUUGAGCCAUUUUGUGAUGAGGAAGAAGAUGAUGAUGAGGAGGAUGAGGAUGAUGAUGAAUGUCCCAAUGCAGAAGAUAGUCCACUUGAUGGACCAAAUGCUGAGAAUUUAACUUCUAAUAAUCCCUAUGGACAGCUUAAUGGAGAUAUACAAAAUGGACAGAAUAAGAACCCAGAGUCUCAAUUCUCUGAAAUGUCUGAGUCUGUAUUUUCCAAGCUUUUAGAAUCUGCAGCUUGUGGAUCAGAUGGAUCAACAGUGACUGAGCAUGAAGACAGUAGUCCAUCACAAGAUAGGAGUAGAACUGUAUCUGCAUCCAGUACUGGAGAUGUGCCAAAAUUAAAGAUUCGUGCUGCAGAUUUGUUGGUAAAUCCACUUGAUCCAAGAAAUGCAGAGAAAAUCAGAGUUAAAAUUGCUGACCUGGGAAAUGCUUGCUGGGUUCACAAGCAUUUUACAGAAGAUAUCCAGACACGACAGUAUCGAUCAAUAGAAGUUCUAAUUGGUGCUGGGUACAGUACACCUGCUGAUGUAUGGAGUACAGCUUGUAUGGCCUUUGAACUUGCAACUGGAGAUUAUUUAUUUGAACCUCAUUCUGGUGAAGAUUAUUCAAGGGAUGAAGACCACAUAGCACACAUCAUAGAGCUGCUAGGCAAUAUCCCAAGACACUUUGCUCUUUCUGGGAAAUAUUCUCGGGAAUUCUUCAAUCGCAGAGAUCACAUAGCUUUGAUCAUUGAACUGCUGGGGAAAAUCCCUCGAAAGUUCGCAAUGUCUGGAAAGUAUUCCAAGGAGUUUUUCACCAAAAAAGGAGAAUUACGGCACAUUACAAAACUAAAACCCUGGAGCCUAUUUGAUGUACUUAUUGAGAAAUAUGGAUGGCCUCAUGAGGAAGCUGUGCAGUUCACUGACUUCUUGCUGCCCAUGCUAGAAAUGGUUCCUGAGAAACGAGCUUCUGCAGCAGAAUGCCUCAGACACCCCUGGCUUGGCUCUUAGCAGCAUUUACAACUUUCUUCAGAGAGCUGACGAUGUUUAUCAUGGACCCAGCAAAGUGGCAAACUCUGAAGCAUCGGGGUGUAAUUCCAAGCCUCCAAGAUCAGGCCGCUUUUCACUCAAGUACAGUUAAUGUUUGAACUUUUGCUUUUGUGCAUUGUGUUUUUGGGAAGGGUAGUUUUGUCUUUAGCGAGAGGUAGCUGACUCUGCUGAAAACACUUAACAUGUCUUGAUGCUUUGUUUCUUGUGUCGCCUGACCAUCUCAUGUUGAAUUUCCUAACUUGAAAGUAAUAAGAUUUUUUUUCAUGCAUUUGGAUAUUUUUUGUACUUAUUUAUGAAAAUUGUUUUAGCUGAUGAGUAUUAAUAUUGAAUGAUAAGGUAGAGGGGAGAUGCUACUAUAUAAGGUAAGGAAGUAGCUGAGAUAUUGCAAAGAGCUGUACAAUUGUAUCCAAUGGAAAAGAAGCAUUAUUCUUGUAAAAUCUGUAGAUUUUCUUGUAAAAUAUCUUUCCAUAUAAUACAGAAAUGGGACUUAACCUAUAAUAUUUUCAUGAAUGACUUGUGCUGAGAGAAUGCAUGUUUUGGAGCUUAUUUACUUACAAAUGAGGCUGUAUAAUUUUUAUGUUGGCUCAGAGUUAAAUAUUGUUUUGCUGGGUACUGUGUUUAUUAAUGCCUUGUAAGUAAUUUUGCAAACUAACCAGACUUUCAGAAAUACAUUAGUCCUAUUUCAGUCCUCUAAAGGAGGCAAAUUGCUUGGUUGCAUUGCCCAUUUUGUAAUCAUUGCAAUAGUCCUAAUUGUCUAUCAUUAUUUAUGAGUUCCCAAAAAAAGUUAUCCUCCACAAAGUUUUACCUUUUUUUAAAAUUUCUUACUGUGCUUCAGCAUUGUGGGGUAUAUAUCCAAGGAAAAGAUUUGUGAUCUGUACUUAAGCUGCAAAAGGAACAAAAAUGAAAACAUGAUUUUUCUAUGUGCAGAUUUAAUAUUUUGUCACAAAAGAUUAUAUGUUAAAAUGUUUUGCUGUUAGUACAGAGAUGAUACUAAUUGAUAUUAAAAUAAAAGUGAAUAUGUUAAAACUUGGUUUAAAAUAACUUGCUAUAUAGCAAACCCUACAGAUUUGCAUAAAAGGAAAGUUGACCUUGGUCUGUUUACAGCUUUGCUUUCUCAGCAUCAGACAGUGGCACAACAAAUUGCACUGGUCUUUGUAGUUUUUUCAGGGAUUAACAAUGUAAAUAGAUUUUUUUUUAAAUCAUUCAUGGAAGCAUUGAAUUCUCAAAAUGUUAGUUCGAGUAUUUGAGUUGCUGUGUGUAAUUAAAAAAUUUAUUAGAUAGCAAAUGUGGUCAAAUUGCAAUUCAGGCAUGUUCUCUCAUCAGUAGUAAGAUUUUCUACUUGUUGGGUCUUCAGGUGUGCACUAACCUCUAAACGGUCAAUGAUGUGAAAGUAGACUGACUAGUUUUAUUCUGAUUGUCCACUUUAAUUAUGGUGCCACUAUUUCUAAAUCUACCAGUUGCUGGUUUAUCCAUCUGCCUUUGCAAUAACUAGAUUGUGGAUAAAUAAUUCUGGUAUUGUAACAAUAGCAAAUGUUUUGAGGUGCUUGUGACUGUCUAAUUAAACUGUUUUGUUUCCACAAGUCGUGUUGCUUAUUGGAAUGGCAAUGGCAAGAUAAUUUACAAUAAUAAAUUAUUUAGCUGCACAUAGAAUGCUAU